AAAAAUAAAAUCAACCACGAAUAAUCGAAAUUUUGCCUCACAUCCAAGAUGGCGGAACUGUUCGCCAAAUACACAUGUACCAACUGCCAGGAAGAUAUAUCGGGGAUUCGCGUGCACUGUGUGGUGUGCACGGACUUCGAACUAUGCCUAGCGUGUUUUGCUGCAGGAGCCGAAAUCGGACCGCAUCGGAAUGAUCACUCGUACCAGUUCAUGGAUUCGGGAAUACUUUCUAUUUUCCGUGGCAAAAGCGGCUGGUCAGCACGCGAAGAACUACAUCUGCUUGAUGCUAUCGAGCAGUACGGUUUCGGCAACUGGGAGGAUAUUAGCAAACACAUCGAAACACGUACACCGGAGGAGGCAAAGGACGAAUAUGUGUCAAAGUUUCUCAAUGGUACCAUCGGCAGACACACAUGGCAGACGGCUGUCGAUCAGCGUCCGAUACUGACCGAUCACACCUCGGACGAUACCGGGCCACUCAGUCAGCUGCUGAUACAGAAGCUACCGCCGAUGGACUGCACAGCCGAGGAAGCCGCUGCCCUGGGAUACAUGCCAAAUCGGGACGAUUUCGAGCGCGAAUACGACCCAACGGCGGAACAGCUCGUUUCUACUCUUUCGUUACAGCCGGAUGAUGAAGAUGUGGAUAUGCUGCUAAAAUUGGCCCAGGUCGAUAUCUAUACCCGCCGGUUACGGGAACGUGCGAGAAGGAAACGAGUGGUGCGAGAUUAUCAACUGAUAGCCAACUUCUUCCGCGGCAAUAUGAAGCGUGCUAGACAGACCCGCGACCAGCGUGAGUUCCGCGAACGGUUACGCACUUACUCUCAAUUCUACACGUCGCUAGAGUUUGAACGAUUGAUAUCUUCCCUCGAACGCGAACGGGCGCUACGGAUUCGUUUGUCUGAGCUAAACCGUUACCGCUGGAAUGGCAUUCAGCGCGUCGACGAAUGUGUUCACUUCGAGCAGCAUGUUGCCGCGGCACAGUAUCGCAAUACGGGACCAUACGGGCAUGGACGCACGGACAACCGAAACAGAGGCGUCUCUGGAGAGAUCGCCAAAGGGGCAUCCUCGGUGUUGGGCAGCGGAAUGGGCCAAACGGGAACAGCAUCGUCGGUGGCGGCGGGCCUGGCGAGUGCGACCCAAGGGGGAGUACCAUCGACGGUGGGAUCGGCAAGAAGAAGCGAAAGCGACGUCCGAAGCUUAAAUUCCAUCGACCGAAAGCCCACGCACCUCACCGAAGACCGGGUUUGCUCCGACGACUCAUACAGCAGCAAAAAUUGCUUGGAUAGCUCACAGCGGGAGGUGGUGACGAGCUCGGGCGCCUUGCACCAGUCAACGAGCGGCCAGAAGCUUCACAACCACCACCAGCACCAUCCGGUGAGCGGCGGCGGCGCGGCCGGAAACCUGGCAUCCGAUCCAGCACAGCAGCCCGGCGGCCAGCUGCUGACGUCUAACGAAAUUCAACUCUGCAGUUCGCUAAACAUGCCCGUUACCAGAUAUCUCACGCUAAAAACGGUCCUGCUAAGCCGUCCCGCGUUAGACCACAAUAUGAAUUCGGUGGCAGAGAGCAUCGUGAAAAAAUAUCUGGUCAGCCGCGGUUGGUUGCAGACCAGCCCACAAAAUUAGAUUCAUCAACAAUCGUAUCAAGGUGGGGAGUGGGAUGGCGAGAAUAACGGUGUGGGAAUGUUGUACCGUAUAUUAGGCGCAUUAGAAGACGAUUUUAAAUUGAUGUUGAUCGAUCUCAUACACUUGUAAACGGAUGUAAAUCACCGCGGUAGCGCACAUCUCUCUCUUAGGACGUGAGUUAGGAAAACAUUACGGAAUAAUACAUUUAGCUGUGAAGCUCUACAUUAGAUGGGAUGUAAAUUUGUCGUGAACGGAUUCUAGUUCCCUGCUGUACCCGCUAGCAGUUUGUCGGGAACAAUCGUAUACACACACAAACACUAGUAUUGUGUAAGCAAUGCCAUAGUUACGUUAUCGAAGUGUUGUAGUUCACAUUCCCACUGUGUGAUAGUAGACGCUUUUUUAUGCAACUAAACAGAUACAUGAUGGUAGAGCGCGUCUUACAGUAAAGUGGACAGGUGCAAGCAACAACUCAAUCUCCACUAGGAUAAAACAAAAAAAAUGUAUAAAGCGCAGGGAAAGAAGGUGUUCUUUAAUCGUAAAAUAAAUCGUUAUUAUGUAAACUAA
Anopheles funestus (African malaria mosquito) is the source of this 2184-nucleotide messenger RNA. It is a transcript of the gene Ada2b, whose product is annotated as transcriptional adapter 2B. The record is from RefSeq and is a predicted model, not a curated record. The transcript is spliced from 4 exons. The coding region runs from base 49 to 1620 and encodes 523 amino acids. Gene Ontology annotation, cellular component: SAGA-type complex; nucleus. Gene Ontology annotation, biological process: chromatin remodeling; regulation of transcription by RNA polymerase II. Lineage: Eukaryota; Metazoa; Arthropoda; Insecta; Diptera; Culicidae. Gene Ontology annotation, molecular function: zinc ion binding; transcription coactivator activity; chromatin binding.